CCUAACAUCUCUCAUCUUUCUGUAUCCAAACGAUGGUGACCCCACCUUCUCGCAAGGCCGUCUUGGGUCUCUAUGCCUCCACAUUACGGACAACGAAAUCAUUCCGUUCAUAUAACUUUCGCAACUACUUCGUUCAAAGGACGAAGGACACAUUCCGUGGGAUGCAAACGGAACAAGAUCCCGUCAAGCUUUCACAGGCAUAUAAUGAGGCUGUGAAGGAGCUUUCAGUAUUAAGACGGUGUGCAGUCGUGAAUCAGUUGUACGGUGGUUGGCGGCUGGCAGUUGAGGAACAGAGUGACAUGCGUACCCGAGGAGAUACGUGAGCCAAGAUACCACCAGAUACUAGGUGUGGAUAAUGAAAGCAGAAUAGAGAUCAUGUUCACCGCGCUUCGCAGAUUAAUGGUAACCACCAGUAUCAUAUGGACAACAGUAGGAAGAUGACAUGACUUUGAAUGUUGAUUGUUGCCGGUCA
This is a messenger RNA of Suillus paluster, 472 nucleotides long. RefSeq lists its product as uncharacterized. The coding region runs from base 33 to 323 and encodes 96 amino acids. NCBI's taxonomy places the organism in Eukaryota, Fungi, Basidiomycota, Agaricomycetes, Boletales, Suillaceae. Gene Ontology annotation, biological process: iron-sulfur cluster assembly. The record is from RefSeq and is a predicted model, not a curated record. Gene Ontology annotation, cellular component: L-cysteine desulfurase complex; mitochondrion. The transcript is spliced from 2 exons.